CCAGAUCUCUCUUUUUAUUUGUUUAUUCUGGAUCCCAGUACAGACCUUAUCUAUUGUGCAUUUGGCAUUCAGUGGAGUCUGAUGGCAUGCAACUGUAGAAGUGCAUGUGGAUUAUUUUAUUAUCAUUUGUAGCUGCUAUCAUCUCUCCAUCCACGCCGAGCCCGGUGUUGUUAGAGUGUUAGAGUGGGGGGUGAUGAUGGUGGAGAUUGAUGAACAGAGGGACAGCGGUGGCGGCGGUGGCGCAGCGAUGGCCGCUCUACACCAGUGUGAACUGAUCCAAAACAUGAUCGACAUCUCCAUCUCCAGUUUACAAGGGCUUCGAACCAAAUGUGCUGUGUCCAACGAUCUCACGCAGCAAGAGAUCCGCACUUUAGAGGUGAAGCUCAUGAAGUACAUCUGUAAACAAUUGCAGUGUAAGCAGAAGGUGCCAGACACAGAGCGGCCAGCUUCCCUGGACAGUUACCCACGGCUGGAGGACUGGUUACGCAUUAUCAGCAUCAGACCUGAGCUCAUAGAGGCAGUGAACGUGAAGCUGUCAUUGGACUCUCUGCUGCACAUGCCCAGCAGUCAGGUGCAGGAAACCAUGAGAAGGCUGGGCUCAAGUUCAGAUGAGUGUACCAGGCUGUGUGCUGCUCUGAACUGUUUAAAAAGUGCCUCUGAGUCAGGGGAGUUUAAAGAGGACAGCGGUUGUUGGUUCUCUGAGCCUACGAGACGAGACAGUGGCGGCUUGACUCCAGUGGAUCAGAUUCCCUUACUGGGAGGUUCUUUGCGACCACACAGUCCUUCUCCUCUGGUCCGGCCCCCGACCAUGCCCUCCACACCCCUCACCACCUGCCUGUAUCCCCGCUACAUCCUGUCACCCGGCGAGAUUCAUAUCUCCCACGGUUACGCAGAGAGUCUCACCGACCCCAGCCCGUACUACACGUCUCGGCCUGUUCGACUUCAUGGACACACCUCGACUCCACCCAUUACUCCACCCUCUAGGAGGAGACACCGCCUCAAGCCUCCCUGCACCCCUCCUCCACCCUCCCGCAAAGUUCUACUUCUUCUUCCCAACAUCACGAUGACCCGCAGCAAGAGCCACGAGAGCCAGCUUGGCAACCGCAUUGAGGACACACCCACAAACAAGUGUGUGAAAAAGAACAAGCUGUUCCUGAACGUCCAGAUUAAUGGAAAUGGCUGUGAGGACUCUCUGUCACGCUCUCCCACUCUCUCUGCACGAACCCCUGGGCCGGCACCCGCCACAGCCCCUUACACCCUGCCGGGCACCCCUACAUUUCAGGAGGAGCACAGCGGACUGAGGAAUAAUGUUACAAUCCACCGCAGUUCACCUCAGGCUCUGCGGAGAGACAUCGGUCUGGCUGUCACUCACAGGUUCUCCACAAAGUCAUGGCUCUCCCAGACAUGUCAGGUGUGCCAGAAAAACAUGAUCUUUGGGGUGAAAUGUAAACACUGCAGGUUAAAGUGUCAUAACAAAUGCACUAAAGAAGCUCCCUCCUGCAGAAUCUCAUUCCUGCCAAUCACAAAAAUUCGUAGGACUGAGUCUGUACCCUCGGACAUCAACAAUCCUGUGGACCAUCCACCAGAGGCGCCGCAGUUUGGAACGCUACCAAAGGCAUUAACAAAGAAGGAUCAACCACCAGCACUGAAUCAACUGGACUCCAGCAGUAAUCCAUCCUCCACCACAUCCUCUACACCUUCCUCUCCCGCCCCUUUCCAGCAGAGUAACCCCCCUAGUGUAACUCCGCCCCCAAACCCCUCCCCAAAGGGACACCGUGACAACCGUUUCCACUUUCCAGCUGCCUGUUAUUUCCAGCACAGACAGCAGUUUAUCUUCCCUGAUGUGUGCAGUUCAAGCCUCCUUCAUUCUGAUGGACUCCCAGACACAGUCAAUGAGAUCGACCCAUCUGUGGAGGAAAUGCAUGCAGAACAGGAUGUGGAAGAAGAUAGAGAGGAGCUAGAGGAGGAGGAAGAGGAGGAAAUAGAGGCAGAAGAGGAAGAAGACGUAGCAGUGGAUGAGGAAGAUGAAGAGGAAGAUCUUGAGGAGGAAGAGGAUAUAGAAGAACUGAAUGCCAGCUCAGAGGGAGAAUGUGAAGGAGAUGAGCUAGAUGAUCUGCCCAGCACGCGUGGAGGUUCCCAUUGGAAAGGACCGAUCUCCCGUAAGGCCAGUCAGACCAGCGUGUACCUGCAGGAGUGGGACAUUCCCUUCGAGCAACUUGACCUGGGAGAACUUAUCGGUAAGGGCCGCUGGGGUCGGGUUCAUCGUGGCCGCUGGCACGGAGAGGUGGCCAUCCGACUAUUGGAGAUUGAUGGAAACAAUCAGGACCAUCUGAAGCUUUUUAAGAAGGAGGUUAUGAACUACAGACAGACACGUCAUGAGAAUGUCGUCCUCUUCAUGGGAGCAUGCAUGGCUCCUCCUCAUCUCGCCAUCAUCACUAGUUUCUGCAAAGGCCGGACAUUGUACUCUGUUGUCAGGGACACAAAAAACACACUGGACAUCAAUAAGACUCGACAGAUCGCACAGGAGAUUGUUAAGGGUAUGGGCUACCUUCAUGCUAAGGGCAUUGUUCACAAGGACCUGAAGUCUAAAAAUGUCUUUCAUGACACAAACAAAGUAGUCAUCACGGAUUUUGGCCUGUUUGGAAUCUCUGGAGUGGUUCAGGAGGGAAGACGAGAAAAUGAACUGAAACUUCCUCAUGGGUGGAUCUGUUAUCUGGCUCCAGAAAUCGUACGCAAGAUGAGUCCUGGAAACAACGAGGACCAACUUCCGUUUUCUAAUGCUGCUGAUGUUUAUGCCUUUGGCACCAUCUGGUAUGAGCUGCAGGCACGAGACUGGCCCAUCACCAGUCAGCCUGUAGAGGCUACCAUCUGGCAGGUGGGCAGUGGAGAGGGCAUCAGGAGGGUGCUGGAAGAGAUCAACCUGGGUAAAGAGGUCACGGAGAUUCUGUCUGCCUGCUGGUCAUAUGAAGCCCACAAUCGACCCACUUUCACCCAGGUGGCUGACAUGCUGGAGAAACUGCCCAAACUCAACCGACGACUGUCUCACCCUGGGCACUUCUGGAAGUCUGCAGAGUUGUAGCUGUGUGCCUGAAACAUGUGCAGUGCAAAACAUACAAACCCUGGCUCUGCCUUGCAUGCCUGCCCUCCUCUGGACUUACAAACUAACCAUCACCUGCUCUUCCAUCUCUGACUUUCUAUGGGUCUCUGGGGGGUGGUGGUGGUGGUGGGGUGGGGGACUAUUGUGGUGAUGCGUUAAAUAAAACGCUUUGCCUUGAUUAUUCUUUAAUGAUUUCCUUUACUGGAGUGUGCGGCUGGUUCUCUCUUCCCCUCCUGCUCCAUUUUGUGCGGUCACAUGAUGCAUUUCCUGUUGGAUUCGCAGGAUUCAAUGACACUAAGGUGAAGAUGUAUGCCAAGCUCCUCUGCUUUUCCUCUUUUUCUCCUUUUCUCUCCCUCUUUCGUGGUCUUGGUGCCUCUUAGUCUUGCGUGACAUAAGCUGAUUCUGUCUCUGACUGGACCGUCCGGUUCAUGCUGACACACCUAUGGUUGUCACUUCCUCCACAGUGUCCGAUAGUAGAUGUUUUCAUUUCACAAAUGAUAAUGUUCUCAAUGGAGAUUUAUUUAGCUGUGAGGGUCUUUUUAAUAUGGUCAGCCCUUAAAACAGAAAGCUUUCUGAACAUUUAAGGGAGUUUACUCAAAAAUGAAAAUUCAGUCAUCAUAUACUCAGCCUUGGAAGGAAGAAAUUCAUACAGGUUUGGAAUGAGGGUGAGGAAAAUCAUGACAGAAUGUUCAUUUCUGGGUGUACUUUGGACAACUUUGCCCUUUUAGGGUUAUAAUAUCUGAUACAGACUGCAAAUAUGAGUCAAAGAGAAGUAUGUGUCUUCUCACCUGACUAUAGGUCCUUUUUAUAUCAAGGAUGUUAAAAGCAGAUCGCUUUGCACGAAUUAUAUAGAGCGCUAGAUGAACUCAGCAGAGCAUUGUUCCAUAAGUUGUGUAAACACGAACUCUUAUGUGUGUUUGUGCGUAAUGUUUGUAAUGUUUUGUAUGUGGACGGGUGUGUGUUUGUUCUGUGAAAGACUGGAUUUUGUGGUUUGGAAAUAUCUAUGACAAGUACAUUUUUUAUGUAUAAAUAUGGUUUAUUUAUUGUACAGUCAAUGAACAGAAUUCUUUUAAUAUUUAUAUGGACAUUUUAUAUAUAUCUAUAUGUAUAUAUAUAAUGUAUAUCAUGACAUUUUUUUAAUAGGUAUUGCUGUCCUAUCCCAGAUGUAAAUAUUCUUUAUAUUUUUUCAUGUAACCAAAAAGAAAAAACUGUAAAAAGAAUGGGUCGAUACAUGUUCUGUACAGUCAUAUUUUUGUAUUGCAUGUGGCUACUGUACACAUUGUCUGUUCUCAUUCUUGAAAGACAAUAAAA
This is a messenger RNA of Xyrauchen texanus (razorback sucker), 4408 nucleotides long. It is a transcript of the gene ksr1a, whose product is annotated as kinase suppressor of ras 1a. The record is from RefSeq and is a predicted model, not a curated record. NCBI's taxonomy places the organism in Eukaryota, Metazoa, Chordata, Actinopteri, Cypriniformes, Catostomidae. Gene Ontology annotation, biological process: protein phosphorylation. Bases 194 to 3079 code for a protein of 961 amino acids. Gene Ontology annotation, molecular function: ATP binding; protein kinase activity. The transcript has 20 exons.